AUGGGAAUCAAUAACCGACGAUCAAUGGGUACUGAAAACUUUACAAGAGGGUUUGAAAUUAGAAUUUCAAGAAACUCCUCACUUGACAGGUAUAAAACACACUUCUGUCAAUGCGAGGAAUCUACCUAUUAUUUUAGCAGAGGUAGAAGAUUUAAUACAAAAAAAUGCAAUAGAGAUUGUACCUCAAACAGAGAUACAUCAAGGUUUUUACAGUACACUUUUUCUGGUUCCAAAGAAAACAGGCGAUUUAAGACCUGUGAUAAACUUAAAACCUCUCAACCAGUAUCUGAGGAAGCAACAUUUCAAAAUGGACACUUUAACAAAAGUUUUGAAUCUAGUAAAACCCCAAGACUGGGCGUUGUCUCUCGAUCUGAAAGAUGCAUAUCUCCAUAUUCCAGUUCACAAAACACACAGAAAGUUUCUACGUUUUUGCAUACAAGGCAAAUGUUACCAAUUUGUAGCUCUGUGUUUCGGUCCUUCUCAAGCACCUCGAGUGUUCACAAAAAUAGUUACGGUAGUAGCAGCUCAUCUGAGAAUUCAAAACAUACGCCUAGCAACUUAUUUGGACGAUUGGUUGCUAGUGAAUGCUCAAGAGAAAAUGCUAAUUUCAGACAGAGAGAUAACACUCAAUCUUCUGAUAAAACUGGGAUUUAUAGUAAAUCUUCAAAAAUCUUCUCUUAUCCCAUCACAAGAGAUCACUUACAUAGGGGCAUUAUUCAAUUUCAGGAAGGAGAUAGUUUCUCCAACUAUGGAAAGAAUUUUAAAAUUAGAAAUGUUAGUGAUAAGCUUAAUGAAGGGACACAAUACCGCAAGAGAUUAUCUAAUGUUGUUGGGUUUGAUAGCGUCUUGCAUAGAAUUGAUCCCCAAUGCACGCCUUUAUAUGAGGCCUAUCCAAUUACAUCUACUUCAUUUCUGGAAACCAUCUACCAGAGAUCUUUCUUAUCGAAUUCCAUUUACUCAACACCUAAAAGAUCAUUUGAAUUGGUGGUUGGACAGAGCAAACACUACCAAGGGCAAAUCAUUACACCAGUGGUCGGCAACCCUCACAAUAACAACAGAUGCUUCAAAGACAGGGUUUGGGGGUCACAUGAACAAUCAGAUUUUUCAAGGUUUUUGGUCUGUUCAAGAACAGAAACAACACAUAAAUCUCUUGGAAUUGGAAGCUGUAAUUCGAACAGUACAACAUUUCCUACCACAAUUACAAAAUCAAAAUGUGCUACUCAAAUGCGACAACACAACAGUCGUUCAAUAUGUAAACAAACAGGGGGGCACCAAGUCCAUACACCUUUGUUACAAGACAUGGUGUCUAAUGAGAAUGGCUAUUCAGAACAAUCUGACAUUCAGAGCAGCUCACAUAGCGGGGAAAUUAAACGUUCUUGCAGAUCAUCUGUCUCGAAACAAAAUACAACCCACAGAGUGGACACUGAACAAUCAGAUAGUUCAAUCAGUGUUUGCAAUGUGGGGAGAACCAACAAUAGAUUUGUUUGCCUCAGUACACAAUCACAAGAGACCAGUGUUUUGUGCUUGGAUACCUCAUCCCAGUGCUCUAGCAGUAGACGCUCUGUCGAUAUCAUGGGAAAAAAUGUGGGCAUAUGCAUUUCCACCAAUAUGUCUAAUUCCAAAAGUACUAAAACACAUGAGUCAAUUCAAUUGUCGACUAAUUCUGAUAGCUUCAAUGUGGCCAAGAAGACAUUGGUACACAGAGCUUCUUCAAAAAUCAGUAGCAAGUCCAAUAAAACUACCAAUAAGGCAAAAUCUUCUGUAUCAACCAAAAACAAACAUUUACCAUCCAAAUCCCGAAGUGUUCACGCUAACAGCCUGGCUGCUCUCCACAAAAAUUUCAGAAAUAAGGGAUUUUCAAGAGAAACUAGAAAGCUUCUCAGAGCAUCAUGGAGAUCUGGCACACAGCAAGACUAUGCUUGUAAAUUCAAAAGAUUUCAUAGUUGGUGUAAGGAACGGGAAAAAGAUCCCUAUGCAGCUACUUUAGCAGAAUGUGCAGAUUUUUUAUCUCAUUUGUACACUUCAGGUUUACAAUACCGUACUAUAGCAGGUUAUAGGUCAAUGUUAUCGUCUUUGCUAUCUCCAAUAGAUAAUGUUCCAAUUGGGCAACAUCCCUAUAUUAUUAGACUACUUAGAGGGGUUUUCAAUUCUAGACCGCCUAAAGUAAAUUUAGUCCCAGAAUGGGAUUUACAAAAAGUGUUGGACAUGUUGCAAAAGUCUCCUUUUGAACCUUUAUUGAAAGCUGAUAUUAAAUGCUUAACUUAUAAAGUGGUUUUUCUUACAGCAAUCACAACGUUCAGGAGGUGCUCAGACUUACAAGCACUGAGGAUAUCAUAG
Molecule: messenger RNA, 2337 nt
Organism: Mytilus trossulus (common blue mussel)
Lineage: Eukaryota; Metazoa; Mollusca; Bivalvia; Mytilida; Mytilidae
Exons: 1
Coding region: 1-2337 (778 amino acids)
Source: RefSeq, a predicted model, not a curated record